Messenger RNA from Aspergillus japonicus CBS 114.51, 1560 nucleotides. RefSeq names its product C2H2-type zinc finger protein. The transcript has a single exon. NCBI's taxonomy places the organism in Eukaryota, Fungi, Ascomycota, Eurotiomycetes, Eurotiales, Aspergillaceae. The record is from RefSeq and is a predicted model, not a curated record. The coding region runs from base 1 to 1560 and encodes 519 amino acids.
AUGUCCGCCGCCGCUCCUGAAUUCCAACCAUGGGCCGGGCUAAGCGAUUUUUCUCCGAAUGGUGGUUAUCUGCGCUCAACUAGAGCAGCUCGUCCUACUCCGGACUCUUCUACUGCCAGCCCGGGUCGGCAACUCCCUCGACGUCGAAGUCGUUACCUGACCCGUCAAUCCGGAGCGCAAGCGGGCCCAAUUGUGAUUCCUAAUGCCAGCAGCGACCUGAACCCGAUGGCAAGAUGGCGGAAUUCACCCCCGGAGGAAGAGCCAGCCUUGAUUCCAGACAUCAUCAAUGCGCUGAAAGCAGCCCCAAGUCCGCUGGAGAGCAUCAGUCCCAACGGAGCGGGAGGCAGUGGCCAUGCAUUCCGCCACUACCGACGAGCCGCGUCGACCACCAGCGGCGAGUCCAGCGCAUCGUCGCGGGACUCCCAGCAGUCUGGCCGCUCGACCUCGUCGGCACCGGAUCGUCUAGGGGUGCAAGGGCCCGGCAGCAGGGUCCGGAAGGGCACAGCCAACCUCCGGAAAAAGCAGAGCAGCACGACCACCAGGACCACCAGGACCACCAGCUCUACCCAGGCCCUGCGCCGCUACUGCUGCACCUUCUGCUGCGACCGCUUCAAGAGCAAGUACGACUGGGCGCGCCACGAGAAGUCCUUGCAUGUCACCCUGGAAGCGUGGUACUGCGCCCCCUUCGGCACGACCAUACUCUCCGCCACCGCGCCGCAAACCACGCGGUGCGCCUUCUGCGGAGCCCCCGACCCGGACGCCGGCCAUCUGAACGACCACGACGCCACCGCGUGCGAGACCGAACCCGGGACGCGCCGCUCCUUCCGGCGCAAGGACCACCUUAUGCAGCACUUGCGCCUCGUCCACCACAUCCUCCCCACCCCCACCAAGGGGGGCGGGGGGCCCCCGGACCUCGAGCGCUGGAAGGUCGGCCAGUCGGGCAUCACCUCGCGCUGCGGGUUCUGCGACGCCCGGCUGCGCAGCUGGGAGGCGCGCGUCGAGCACCUGGCGGAGCAUUUCCGGGGCGGCCAGACCAUGGCGGACUGGCGCGGCGAGCACGAGUUCCCCGCGGACUUCGCGGCGCUGGUCGCCAACGCCCUGCCGCCGUACCUGCUGGGGUCCGAGUCGCGCAGCGUCAUCCCGUUCUCGGCGACCAACUGCGAGGUCCAGGACCACUUGGCGCAGAUCUCGUCCCGCGCGCGGUGGAGCGAGGCCGACCGGCGGGCGGCGCGCGAGAUCGUCGCCCCCGCCGUGCCCAGCGUGGCUCCGCCGCUGCAGGCGAUGGCGCCCGGGGUGGCGCCCGAUCAGCUGAGCUCGUUCACCCAGGUGCUCACCCUGCAUCUGAGUCGGUUCGCCCGCGAGCAGAUGCGGAAGGGAGUCGUGCCCACGGAUGAGAUGUUUCAGCGGGAGUCUCGGCGGGUGCUGUACGAUUCGGACGAUACGUGGAAUCAGACGGUGGCGGAUAAUCCCGAGUGGUUGGCGGCGUUUAAAGGGUUGCAUUGUGAGAAGAAUGGGGAGGGAGAGGGAGAGGCGGAGACUGAUGUAGGGGAGACUUGUUAG